Molecule: messenger RNA, 2515 nt
Organism: Malurus melanocephalus (red-backed fairy wren)
Lineage: Eukaryota; Metazoa; Chordata; Aves; Passeriformes; Maluridae
Gene: TERF2
Product: telomeric repeat binding factor 2
Exons: 11
Coding region: 28-1758 (576 amino acids)
Biological process (GO): regulation of telomere maintenance via telomerase; telomeric loop formation; negative regulation of telomeric D-loop disassembly
Cellular component (GO): nucleus; shelterin complex; chromosome, telomeric region
Molecular function (GO): telomerase activity; G-rich strand telomeric DNA binding; protein homodimerization activity
Source: RefSeq, a predicted model, not a curated record
GUUUCCGUUGCGUUAGUUGUUGGCGGGAUGGCGGCGAGGCAGGUCGCGCGGCUCGAGCGGGAGCGGGGCGCCAAGCCCGACUGGGCCGGGAUGGCCGUGCUCCCCGAGAAAAUAGUCAACAGUUGGGUCCUACAGUUCUACUUCCACCGGGCGAUAGAGGCGUAUCGCUCCGGGCGCAACCGCGACUUUCGCCAGUUCCGUGACAUCAUGCAGGCGCUGCUCGUGCGGCCCCUGGACAGGGCGCCGGAGAUGGCGCAGAUGCUCCGGAUAAUGCAGCUGCUGUCGCGGGUCGAGGAGGGCGAGAAUCUCGAUUGCACCUUCGACAAGGAGUCAGAGCUGACCCCGCUUGAGUCGGCAAUGCUUGUUCUGGACUUCAUCCACGAGGARUUCUCUGUGGAGGACAAGACUAUGGAGGCGGUGCAGAAGAUGGUGAAAGAAGCAGCUGUUGUUGUUUGCAUCAAGAACAAGGARUUUGAUAAAGCUUCAGAUAUUGUCAAGAAGUACAUGGGAAAGGAGUCCAGAACCCAAAAAAAGAAGAACGAGUGGUUGGCUGUCAUCCGGGAGAAGAACCCCUCUCAUCCAAAGGUCCAAAACUUCUCCUAUGAGGACUUCCAGCAGAGCAUCUUUGCAUUCCUGGAGAACUACGUGGACGAGUUGCAGCCAGCGCUGCUGAUGUUAUUGAAAAAGACUUCGAAUUCGGAACACGCCGACAAAACAAAAUCRUCCCUGGAGACUCCUGAGUGUCCAGAUGGGCUGAAUGGUCAGGCAGCAGCUCCAGAGGCCUCUGGAAAGGAGGAGGAAGGCCCAGACAGAGCUCCAGAGCCUGCAGGAGCCACUGAAGACCUCGAAGGAGCUGCCAACCCUGCAGAAAUGGCCGCUGGUCCAAAGGCAGCUCCAGAGAUCAUGGAAGAAGCUGAUGAACCUGCAGYAGCUCUGGAACCUAUGGAAGUAGUCAUCGAGCCACCAGCAACUCCUGAACACGUAGCAGCCGUGUCUGAUAGCCUGAAGGACACUUCAGAGCCUAUGGAAAUCACCAAAGAACCWGAAGCAGCGACCCCAGAGCUCCCAGGCGUGUCCGGGGAAUCACCAAGGCAGUUCCCUGGAGCUAUAACCUCGUGUGGGAUUUCUGUUCUGAGAGAAGCUUUCAAGAUCCUGUCGAAGUCCRGGGACGCGGAUGCACAGUUCACCAAGCUGGAUGAAACCAACUUGCCUUCCCUCAAGCAACUGUCUCCUUCUGUAUCCCACAGAACCAAGAGACGCAGAACAGAGGAGAAUCACGAUUCUGAGACCUCAGAGCCUCCUGAAAUAGCCCAAAACACCAAAAACUCGUUCCUCAUAAGCAAUCUGGUCCAGGAGUUGAGUGGCGCAACCCGCAACUCGAGUGAGAGCCCUGACUCUUCCCAGGAGCACGUGGUCUCGUCAGCUCAGAAAUUGCCUGAGGCGUCCUUGCCUGGCCCGAGUGACAAGAAGCCCUCACCUUUCCGAGGAAAGUGGUGCAGCAARUUUGUCGUGGAAGAGAAAGAAACUUGGAGCGAUGAGGACGAGCUUUUCGCCGAUGCAGAAUUACUCGUGAGAAAUAACCGAGGCACCAAGAAACAGAAAUGGACCUCACAGGAGAGCGAGUGGAUCAAGGAAGGAGUGAGGAAAUAUGGAGAAGGGAGGUGGAAAGCCAUUUGCCUCAAGUACCCCUUCAGGAACCGCACGCCAGUGAUGAUCAAGGAUCGCUGGAGGACCAUGAAGAAACUGGGAAUGCUCUAAAGUUGGUAACCACAGGACCUUCCGUGCAAGAGUUUCCUUGUUCUGUUUUUUGGAAGUUGGACUAUAAUGCCAUCGGUGCCAGUGUGGGAAGCCUCUCUGACACCAAAACCUUGAUUGAUGGGAAUCUGGGAGCUUUGUGCUCCAACUGCAGCUGCAAACAUCAGUCUGCUGCAGGUGGAAGAGGCUGUGCUGCCUUUCAAAUGCACUUUGAACCACCUGGAUUGAGGCUUCCCUUGAUCCACCUGAGCACUGCAGCCUCUGGCAUGAAUCCCAGCUGUUUGCUUUGCUCAGGUGAUCAACAGGAUCAUCUCCUGGGUGACUGUUUUUUUGUAUUUUAAUUAUCUGAGCACUGAAUCACUUAUUUCAUCUGUUUGCAAUUGCCUCUCUUCCACAAGGGAGCAACACCAGAGCCUUUGUGGGGAAGAGCUCCAGCAAAAACAUCUACUGUUUUUUUUCCCCCAUUUAUUUUUACUUUAGAAACAGCUAAGCAGUGAGGGGAAAAUUCAUCACUUCCAGCUCUGAGGCUUUACAGAUUGAAGUUGUGUUUCAGUAUUUGGAAAUGUUUGUUGUUUAUGUGUUAAAUGUUCUGGUUCUGACUGACUGUUACAUUUUCCUUGCACUUAUCCUGGUCCUGUCUGUUCUAUGUGUGAUCCUUGGGAGCGUGUGAGCUCCGAGGGUGCCACGUGUCCCUGCCUUCAGGUGCCAAAGCCGGGACAGUUGUUUGUUAAAUAAAGUUAUUUUCUUGUUUAAAAGCAAA